AGAUUCUCAUAUCCAUUUCUAUUUCAUUGAAAAGUUUUUUCAAACAUGAAACGAUUCCCACAUGCUGCAACUGUCUCUUCUAAAGUUCUUGGAGGGAAACUCAAUUUUCCAAAUGGAAUAACCGCUCAAAAUAGAUUCAUGAAAGCUGCAAUGACUGAAAGGCUGGCUACAUAUUCUCUAGAUGAUUUCAAGAAUCAUGGCCUUCCAACUGAACAAAUUCUGAAUAUUUACGACAAAUGGGGUCACGGCCAAUUUGGAAUGAUUAUCACUGGAAAUGUAUGCGUUGAUCCGAUCAACUUGGAGGCUGCCGGAAACGCUAUAAUUUUCAAAGAAGGAGAAAGUUCUAAAAGAAGAAAUCUAUUUUCUCAAUGGGCUCAAAAAAUCAAACAAGAUGGAUCAUUGGCUAUAAUGCAAUUAUCUCAUGCAGGAAGACAAGCUUCUGUUUUUGUGAAUCCAACUCCAUAUGGAGUCUCAGAUAUUGAAUUGAAAACAGAUCCACCAGGAUCUAUGUACGGAAAACCGAUUGCAUUGACAACAGAUCAAAUUAAAACUGAAGUUGUUGAUCGAUUCGUUUACGCCGCAAAAUUUGCAUAUGAAUGUGGAUUUGAUGGGGUACAACUUCAUGGUGCUCAUGGAUAUUUGCUUACUCAAUUUACAUCACCAACUACAAAUAAUCGAAAUGAUAAAUACGGAGGUUCAAUUGAAAAUAGAAAUCGUGUUAUAAUUGAAAUUUACGAUGAGAUUCGGAAAGAAAUUCCAGAGACAAGUGGAUUUUUGAUUGGAAUUAAAACCAAUUCCAAAGAAUUUCAAGAUAAAGGAACAACUGUGGAGGACGCUAAACAAAUGUGCAUUGAAUAUGAGAAACGUGGAUUUGACUUCGUGGAACUCACUGGAGGAACUGCCGAGAAAUUUGUAUUCGCUCAUCAAAGAGAGUCGACUGUAAUCAGAGAAGCAUUCUUUGUGGAAUUUGCUGAAACCAUCCGUCCCGUUUUCAAGAACACUGUUGUCUAUUUAACUGGAGGAUUCAGAACAACUGGUGCAAUGGUUGAUGCAAUUACACGUAAUACAACUCAAGGAAUUGGAUUGGGACGCCCAGCAACUGCAGAACCAGAUCUUCCAAAAAAGCUUCUUAAUGGAGAUGUACCGUCAGCAGUGAAAGAUGAAUUUAAUCCAAAUGAUAUGAUUAAACAAAUUAUGGCAAGUGGAUCUCAAAUUGAACAAAUGGCAAGAAAUAGUGUGGAAGGUGCAGGCGGAAAUGUAAUGGAUCAAAUCACGGAUUAUAGUGAUGAAAAGAUGGUGGCUUUAUUUACUGAAAAAGCUGCGCAAUUGUUUGUAGAUGCAGCAAAAGAUGCGUUAGCUGGAAAAAUUCCUAAAAAUAUUGUUAUCAUGAAUUGAAUUGGUUAAAUGUGAAAUAUAAUCUUGUAAUAAAUGUGUUUUUG
This is a messenger RNA of Caenorhabditis elegans, 1439 nucleotides long. It is a transcript of the gene F56D5.3, whose product is annotated as NADH:flavin oxidoreductase/NADH oxidase N-terminal domain-containing protein. The record is from RefSeq and is marked reviewed. NCBI's taxonomy places the organism in Eukaryota, Metazoa, Nematoda, Chromadorea, Rhabditida, Rhabditidae. The coding region runs from base 46 to 1395 and encodes 449 amino acids. Gene Ontology annotation, molecular function: FMN binding; oxidoreductase activity. The transcript has 4 exons.